Molecule: messenger RNA, 219 nt
Organism: Colletotrichum lupini
Lineage: Eukaryota; Fungi; Ascomycota; Sordariomycetes; Glomerellales; Glomerellaceae
Exons: 3
Coding region: 1-219 (72 amino acids)
Source: RefSeq, a predicted model, not a curated record
AUGAUAUCGAGACUCCAUCGCACAUUACAAGGCUCCGAUAAUGUGUACUGCAUACGUCGUUCAUAUGCGACGCCACUGUUCUUGCACGACGUCGCGACACGGUCCCGGGCGCUCCCAGCCAUUAACAUCGCCUCGCGUUUCAGCUCUUCAUCCAUUUUCCUUCGACUUGCCCUGCAGAAAACUGAUCGCGUUAACAGCGUCACAAAUCCCGUUUCAUAG